Dermacentor silvarum is the source of this 3872-nucleotide messenger RNA. RefSeq names its product leucine--tRNA ligase, cytoplasmic (gene LeuRS). The transcript has a single exon. The coding region runs from base 238 to 3816 and encodes 1192 amino acids. The record is from RefSeq and is a predicted model, not a curated record. Gene Ontology annotation, biological process: leucyl-tRNA aminoacylation. Lineage: Eukaryota; Metazoa; Arthropoda; Arachnida; Ixodida; Ixodidae. Gene Ontology annotation, molecular function: leucine-tRNA ligase activity; ATP binding; aminoacyl-tRNA deacylase activity.
CGUUCACGUAGCAGCAGCUUUUGUCUUUAUUUUUGCUUUUGUUGGUCUGCGUUGUCAGGAGUUCUGGCCUUACACGUGGGCCGGCCGGGCGCGUUGUCAUAUGUUGAAUCAAAGUGAGUAACGUGCACUGCUACCAGUGAUUUUUUUCCCCGGUGUGCGGCGGCAAGUGUUUUUUUGCUCGCCGUGCCGCGUGCGAACUUCGGCUGGCGCAAUACCUUGUGCGACAGGCAACACAGCAUGGCAUCUGCCGGCGAGAGGAAAGGAACUUUCAAAGUGCGAGCUCUUCAAGAAAUCGAAGCCAGCGUGCAGGCAAAAUGGGAAGCCGAGAAAGUGUUCGAGGUCGACGCGGACCAUGACGAAGGCGGCGACGGAAAGUUCUUCGUCACUUUUCCGUACCCCUACGUGAACGGGCGUCUUCAUCUGGGUCACUCCUUCUCGUUGUCCAAGUGCGAGUUCGCCGUCGGAUACCAGCGUCUUCUCGGCAAGAAAUGCCUCUUUCCGUUCGGUUUCCACGCAACCGGAAUGCCGAUCAAGGCGUGCGCCGACAAGCUCGCGCGAGAGAUGGAAGAGUUCGGCUGUCCGCCCGUGUUUCCCGACGACGCCGCCGCAGACGAGGAGGACACCAAGGAGUCCGCCGGCGACUCGGCCGAGGCCGUGCUCAAGAGCAAAGCUAAAGGCAAGAAGAGUAAGGCGGCCGCCAAGACCGUAGCGGCCAAGUACCAGUGGCAGAUCAUGCAGUCGUUGGGACUGUCGGACGACGAAAUCGCUAAGUUUGCCGACGCUGGCUAUUGGCUGCACUACUUCCCACCCAUAAUCCGCGAGGACCUCAAGAGGAUGGGUCUCAAAGCGGACUGGCGGCGUUCGUUCGUCACCACGGACGUGAACCCGUAUUACGACUCGUUCGUCCGUUGGCAGUUUCUUCGCCUCAAGGAGAGGCAGCGCAUAAAGUUUGGCAAACGUUACACCAUCUUUUCGCCCAAGGUGAACCAGCCUUGCAUGGACCACGACAGAAGUACCGGAGAAGGCGUCGGGCCCCAGGAGUACCUGCUAGUCAAGAUGAAGGCAGUUGAACCGCUCCCGAAAGCGUUGAAGACGAUGCAAGGCCGCAACCUGUUUCUAGUUGCAGCUACACUUCGCCCGGAGACAAUGUACGGGCAGACCAAUUGCUGGGUUCGGCCUGACAUGGAUUACGUAGCAUUUGAGCUUAAAAAUGGUGAUGUUUUUGUUUGCACGUAUCGGGCUGCGCUCAACAUGAGCUAUCAAGGCUUCACAGCUGAUGCCGGCAAGGUAAAGGUUCUCCUGAACCUCAAGGGCCAGGAUCUGAUUGGUCUUGGGUUGUCAUCACCGCUGACCUGCCAUAAGGUCAUCUACACACUUCCGAUGCUCAAUAUCAAGGAAGACAAGGGAACAGGGGUGGUGACUUCGGUGCCGUCAGAUUCGCCAGAUGACUAUGCUACCUUGCGUGACCUAAAGAAUAAAGAACCCUUGCGGCAAAAAUAUGGUGUCGCUGACAGCACAGUUUUGCCAUUUGAUCCAGUGCCCAUCGUGGAAGUGCCCGGCUAUGGCUCACUAUCGGCUGUUGCGGUCUGUGAUGAGCUGAAAAUCCAAAGCCAGAACGAUCGCGAUAAGCUUCAGGAAGCCAAGGAGAAGAUCUAUCUCAAGGGCUUCUACGAAGGUGUGCUGUUGGUUGGACCAUACAAAGGAAAAAAGAUUCAGGAUGUGAAGAAGGACAUCCAGAAGGGUAUGGUUGAUGAUGGCAAAGGUGUCGUGUACAUGGAGCCUGAGAAAAAGGUGAUUUCCCGUUCCGGUGAUGAGUGUGUUGUGGCCCUCUGUGAUCAGUGGUACCUCGACUACGGCGACACCAAGUGGAAGGACAUGGCAAGAACUGCUUUGUCCAAGAUGGAGACAUACUCAGAAGAAGUUCGCAAGAACUUUCAGGCCACCCUGGACUGGCUUUGCGAGCAUGCCUGCUCUAGAACUUACGGUCUGGGAACGAAGCUACCAUGGGAUGAAUCGUGGCUGAUAGAGUCGCUAUCUGACUCCACAAUCUACAUGGCGUACUACACAGUUGCUCACUACCUCCAAGGUGGCGACCUCAUGGGUGGGUCAACUUGCCCUCCAUAUUUCAUCAAGCCAGAAGACAUGACACCGGAAGCCUGGGACUACAUAUUCCUAAAUGUUGCAAGCAAGACUAAGCUUCCGAAGAAAGAAGCCCUCGAUGCUAUGAAAAAGGAGUUUGAAUUCUGGUAUCCCAUGGACCUGCGCUGCUCUGGCAAAGAUUUGAUACCUAACCAUCUGUCCUACUGCAUCUUUAACCACUGUGCCAUGUGGCCUGAACAGCCUGAGAAGUGGGUUCUCGGUAUGCGAGCCAAUGGCCACCUGUUGCUGAACUCGGAGAAAAUGUCUAAAUCUACGGGGAACUUCCUCACCCUUGCAGAUGCAUUAGACACGUUUUCGGCUGACGGAAUGCGGCUGGCCCUCGCAGACGCCGGCGACGGUAUUGAAGAUGCCAAUUUUGUCGUGACGAUGGCAGAUGCCGGAAUUUUGCGUCUGUACACGUUCCUCGAGUGGGUGAAGGAGAUGCUUGCCUCCCUAUCCUCACUGCGGACAGGCCCGACGGACAGUUACGUGGACAGAGCUUUCGAAGCCGACAUGAGCCAUGGCGUCAUGGUAACCAAGGAACACUACAACCAGAUGAUGUUCAAAGAGGCCUUGAGGACUGGCUUUUUCGAGUUCCAGGCUGCAAGGGACAAGUACCGUGAGCUGUGCGUGCUGAGAGGAAUGCACCGAGACCUUGUUCUGAAGUUCAUAGAGAUGCAGGCCGUCAUCCUAAGCCCCAUAUGCCCACACAUCUGCGAGCACGUGUGGUCUAUGCUUGGGAAAAAGGAGAGCAUAAUGCAUGCCAGGUGGCCCGUGGUCUCGGCACCCGACGAAACACUCCUGAAGUCGUCGCAGUACCUCAUGGACUCCGUGCACGAGUUCAGGCUGCGACUGAAGGCAUUUCGUACAGCUGGAAGCAAGUGUAGCAAGAAGAAAGACCUCUCGAUGCAUCCUCCGGGACCCCAGAUGGUUCGCGCAACAAUCUGGGUGGCCAAGACGUUCCCUCCUUGGCAGCUGACGAUCCUGACCACGCUCAAGCAGCUCUUCCAGAAGCACAACGGUCUUCCAGACAACAAAGUCGUCUCGGCAGAGCUUAAGGACAAGCCCGAGCUGAAGAAGCACAUGAAAAAGGUGAUGCCAUUCGCGCAGGCAGUGCGCGAAAAGGUCGAGAAACUGGGCAUUGAUGCUCUUAAUGUGACCCUCGACUUUGACGAGCGGGAGGUGCUCUUGGAAAACUUGAGGUACAUUCUCAACACGCUAGAAGUGGACGACAUCGAAGUCAAGUUCAGCGACGACCCGAAGGCCGAAGAGGUCAUCCGGGAAGAAUGCUGCCCCGGGCAGCCGCGUGCGGUCUUUUGUAGCGAUACCUUUGUCAAUGUGUGCUGCAUCAACCAGCAGCAGUCGUCCGGUUGCUUCGAGGUUCAGGUCCCAGUGCUCGACGGAGACAGCACAGCCAAGGUGUUGGCGCGGUUGAGCAGGAUGAGUGGCCAUGCCAGUUUUGAUGGUGCCAGCGUGAAGCUCCUCAGGUACGAAGAUCCCAUGGUGGGGCCACGAAGUAUUCCUACUCUUGGUUGCGAGGAGGCUGGCAAGAUCGCCAUUCCUGAUGAGGCCAUCUUCCGCAUCAAGGCAGACAAAAGUGGCGUAGAGGUUGAACUGGGUGGUACUAGAGUUGAUGUUGGAAGCCAAAUGUCAUAUGUUGUUGUGCCACAGGUUUGAUGUGGCAGUUGCGAUGAGACACCUACGUAACUAUUUAAUAAAAUGGUUUUUGUGCA